AUAUAUUCAUAUAUCUAAUUAACAAAAAAAAACUUUUUAUAAAUUUAUAAAAAAUAAGUAAUUUACAAAGCGAUUUCAAAAAACUUAUAUCAAAAGGAGUUAAAGUAUAAAAUGAAGAAAUAAAUUUAAGAAGAAGAGGAUUGGAAAUAGAUGAUGACUUAGCAAUAGGAGUAUAAUAGAUAAAUUAUGGAAGAAGAGAAAAUAUUAGAGAAAGCUAAAAAAGACUUACUAAUAUAACAAUAUCAGCAGUUUUAACAAGAAAAUCAAAAAAAAAUUUAGGAUAACGUUUCGAAAAGAAUUUAAGAACAAACUGAGAUGGAUUAAAAGAUACAACAAUUUCGCUAAGACGAGUAAAGUAGACAAAAUUUUUAGAAAGAAUUAAGAUCUUUUCUAUCUAACAACUACAAGGACUAGAUUGCAAAUAAAAAAUAGGCUGAUGAAUAAUUCAAAAAAGAUAAAAUUUAAGAAGAACAACUUAAUAUCCAAAGGGCAUAAUAAUCUUUGUAAUAAGAGUAAUAAUUAAAAUUUUAGUAGAGAUAGCAAGCUAAAUAAGAAAUGUUAAAUUUCUACAACAACAAGAAAAAGCUAUAAACUGAGUAAAUAGCUGAUAGAAAUCAGCAAAGGGAAGAAUAUCGAUAAAUGAUUUAGUAACAGGCUUAAAUAUAGUAAAUUAAAGAAGAUAACUACCGCAAAUAUUAUCAAUAGUUUGACUAAUUCUAAUCAAAUGUAGCUAAGAAUUUCAUACCGUUUGACCAUAACAAAGAAAAAAGAAUACAAGAUAUGAUUGAUAAAGGUAUUUAGUAAGACUAGCAAAGGUAAUUGAGGGAAGAAGAAAACAGAAAGCAAAAUUAAAUAAGUAGAAGAGUAGACUUAAAAACAGGUCUACAAGAAUAGCUAGCAUAAAAAGAAAAAAAUGGAUAUUAGAAAAAAGGAUAUCUUUAUAAUUAAGAAGAUAUCUUAUCAAAAAGUUUAGAGCAAAGAUCUCCUGCUUAAUACUAAUCUUUGCAGCCAUCUUAACAACAACUAGGAUACUAAAAUUAAACUGAAAAUAAAGUUGUUAAAACUGAAAACUUUUCUUAAAGAAAUCAAAGCCCAAUCAAUGCACAAUCACCGAUUAUUCCACCCUAAAAACAACAAAUAAACAGAUAUGAAACUCCAAGUUACUUGUAACAAUCUAAAAGUGCUACUUCUCUUGUUCAUAAUCCUCUCCUAAAUCCUAUCCCAAAUAACAUCCAAAAUCCAUAUUUAUUAAAAUAAUUAGGAGGUGUUACUAGUUUAUAAAAAUUAACAGCUGGAAGGGUGAAUUAUGCGAAUUUAGCUUCCUCAAAUAUUAUGACACCAAAAGCUAAUUAAAUUUUUUGA
This is a messenger RNA of Tetrahymena thermophila SB210, 1362 nucleotides long. RefSeq lists its product as hypothetical. The transcript has 7 exons. The record is from RefSeq and is a predicted model, not a curated record. Lineage: Eukaryota; Ciliophora; Oligohymenophorea; Hymenostomatida; Tetrahymenidae.